AGAGGAGCGAAACAUGGCGACCUCGAAUAAUCCGCGAAAAUUCAGCGAAAAGAUCGCGUUGCACAACCAAAAGCAAGCGGAAGAGACAGCAGCGUUCGAUGAGGUGAUGAAAGACCUGAGUAUCACGCGGGCGGCCCGUUUACAGUUACAGAAGACACAGUAUUUACAGCUUGGUCAGAACCGAGGACAGUACUAUGGUGGCUCUUUGCCAAAUGUCACUCAGAUUGGGAACACCACCAUUGACCUUCCCUUUGAGAGUGCUUUUCAGAAUUCAGGGUUGGACUCAAGUAGAAUGACUCGUCACCAUGGGCUGGUGGACAGGGUCUAUCGGGACCGAAAUCGGAUCACGUCCCCUAACCGCAGACCCCUUUCUGUGGACAAACAUGGCCGUCAAAUUGAUAGCUGUCCAUAUGCCUCUGUGUAUCUGUUACCCCCACCUGAUACCAGCUGGAGGAGGACCAACUCAGACUCUGCCCUGCACCAGAGCACUUUGAACCCAAACCCACAAGAUGCAUAUGCAGGAGGAUCUCAAGAAUUGCAGCUAAAACAAGUUUUUCUUCUCACUGUGCCAGGAACAGGGGAACCAGGAAGUGACAUGGACAAAGAAGGUGAAAAACAGAUAUGGGAUCAUAAAAAGAAUACUUCAUCAAGGCCCAAGUCAAACAAAAUACCUGGAAUCAACAUAUUUCCAUCUCCAGAUCAGGAAAUGACUGCAUCUUUAAUCCCAGCGGCACACAACACAGGCGGCUCUCUGCCAGACCUCACCAACAUCCAGAUCCCACCUCCUCUUCCCACACCUCUGGACCCUGAUGACUCCUCCUCCUCUUUCAGUUGUUCCAACAGCACUGGCAAUCUGGCCAACACUCACAUGGGCCUCACUUCUGCCAGCCAAGGUGUGAUGUCAGCACAACCUACGGUGACUGGCAGUGUUCAACGCCGGCAUGAGAAUGUGGUUUCUUUGAUUCUCAACACUGACUCCCAGCAGCAUCAGAGUCUUCAGCAGCUGUCGCCCACCCUCUCUCCUCCUCUCUCUCUUGCACAGGCGGAGACAAUAGAUGCCAUGAUGCUGGAGCAACAGUUGGCUCAGUAUGCUUUCUUCAGUCAGCCGUCCACACAAAUGCAGGGUGUCUGUGGCCUUCUUCAGCUACAGCAGAACUCUCAGCUACCGCCUGUCUCUAGCAGUCAGACACAGACCUCCAUGGGCAUUGAUAUUAACACGCACUCCUCCAUUCUCGGAAGUGUCUUUGCUGAUGCCUUUUAUGACCAGCAGCUCUCUCCUCGGCAGACCAGUGCUUUGUCUCAGCAGCUGGAGCAGUUCAACAUGCUUGAGAAUCCCAUCAGUCUGUACAGUGAGGGUUCCACUCUGAACUACUCUCAAGCUGCAAUGCUCAACCUGACCGGGAGCCACGGCAACCUGCAGGAUGCGCAGCAGCUAGGCUACAGCAGCCAUGGUAACAUCCCCAACAUCAUUCUCACAGGUGACGUGAGUUUUGACGCAGAUUCCCAGUUCCCCCUGGAUGAGUUGAAAAUCGAUCCACUAACUCUGGAUGGCCUGCACAUGCUCAACGAUCCUGACAUGGUUCUUACUGACCCUGCGACUGAAGAUGCUUUCCGGAUGGACAGGCUGUAAUCUUUAGGUAUAUACUGUUCAUUUGUCCUUCUUUGAGAUUGGUGUGGUUAAGUGGGAGAGAAGCUGUCAUCUCUACAGCAUGUCUGGGGAACACCUGACCCUGUUUCUCAAAACCUUCCCUCCGGGAAUACGGGUGGUCACUGACAUUGCUGAGAAUGUUGCCACUGUAUGCUGCCACAUCUAAUGAAUCCACCUUUUGAGAAAGCAGCCCAGCAUUUCUAUAAUACUCACACCUCAACAAUUGUGGUUCUUUUAGCUCUAUAUAAGUGAUUGCGAUAACACUAUGUAAGCUCCAUUCAUUUCAUUUCCUGUAGAAGCCUCUCCUCCUCCUCCUCCUCCUCUGCAGCACCAAUCAUAUCCUUCUGAUGCCAGCCAGCUCGCCUAUCACUAGGUCAUACAUGCCUGUGUUACAUGCCACUUUUAAAGAUUAAUAUUUAUUUAUGCACUUUUAUACAUGCAUAUGCCACCAAAAACAUUGUUUGCCAUGAGCUGUUUUUCAUUUAUUUUCUUAAACAAAUGUUUCUUGUUCGUAAGACCAAUAAUGGUGAAAAAGGAGUGUUAAUCCUCCCCAUUUUAAGGGCAGUAUUGUAGUUCUCAUGCAUUACAUGCAACACAUUUUCACUUUCCACAUGAACACUAAUGUACUCAAAGACAGCUACGGUUGUUCAGUGCGGUCCGAAUUUAUGAUUGUAAUGUUUUUAAAUAUCUAGUUGUGUCACACUUUGCUGAGAUGCAGUUGUGCAGCUUAAACAAGGAUAAUGUGGCUAAAAAUGACAAAGAACUGUGUAAGGAUUGUGGUCAAAUGAAUCUGCAUCAAUUGGAAAUUCUAAUAUCCUUUGUGCAUAAAGGAAUAUUCUGAGUUCAAUACAAGUUCAGCUCAAUUGGCAGCAUUUGUGGGACAAUGUUGAGUACCAUAAAAAGUUAUUUUGACUCGUCCUUCCAUUUCUUUUAAAAAAGCAAACAUCUGGGUUACAGUGAGGCACUUACAAUGGAAGUGAAUGGGGCCAAUGCGUAAACAUCAAAAUACUCACUAUUUCAAACAUAUUGACUCAAAAAAGUAAACAAAAUGCAUCUUAACAUGAAUUUAGUGUGAAAAAAAUUGCUUACUAACUACAUUUCUGUGUGAAGUUUCAUCCAGUUUUACUUCGUUCCCAUAAAGUAAUGCCGUAAACACUAAAACCCUAAAAAGACAGAACUGUCUGUUUAAACAACCAUUACAGAUCUGUUUUAACUGAAGAAUUUAUGUAAGUGAUUUUAUAAAAUUAUAAGCUUCACAUUUCUCUUUAAAACCUCCAAAAAUUGGUCCCAUUCACUUCUAUUGUAAGUGUCUCACUGUAAACUUGAUUUUGGCUUUUUUUUUUUUUUAAGAAAAGGAGAGACAAGUAGAAAUGAAUCAACAUUAUGCCAGAAAUCCUGUCUUGAGCUUAAAACAUCCAGACCUUUAAAUGUGCAGAAUAUGCACACGGUUACAAUGUAAAAAACACUAAAUUAAAAAGUUAGCUGAUCUGUAAAUAACUACCUACCAGUUCUGUAUGCACUAGCUAAACUUUUCAUGAAAUGGUGCAUUUUGAAUCAAUAGACCAAGACAUUCAAUGUACAGUGUGGAUGUAAUGUGAUGAUAUUGCUCUUUAUGUACAGCCAUGUUAUCUAUAAAUGCAGUGUACAUGGUACAAUCAAUGUAAUGCUGUAAACUUUAGGUCAGAUUUCUUUGUUUACUUGUAAAGAAACGUGAAGCCACACUACAAGAUCAUAAUGAACAUUUGCAUAUAUGUAUCAAAACUAGUCACUGUGAUAACCAGAUUCUGCCUUACAUUGAGAAGAUGCAGUUUUUGUAAAUUCUGUUGUGUGACGAUGUACUCUGUAGCUGAAGGCUUGUUUUCUGUUUAUGGAAGAAUUUGGUACUGUAAAAUAUGCUGUUAACUCAUAACAAAAGGGUUGUCUUUGCACUCAUAUUUGUCCUCUGGUUGCUUCAUGAUGUCAUAUGCCCAAAAGGGGAGGUUUACUACUCUUUUUAAUUUAGUCAUUCAUCUUUUCUCAUAUUUCCUCUGAAUUUUUAUACUCGUACCACUUUUGUAAGUGUGAGAAUUUUGUUUACAAAACCAUUUGAAAAGAACAUUAAUACGAUCUUGAUAAAUUAACUAACAAAAUGUUAAAUAUAUAAAAAGAUAUUUUGAGAAAGUUUGUUAUCAUAUAAAGGGUUAAUCAGAUUUGGAAUAAUACCUAUGCAGAGCAUAA
This is a messenger RNA of Xyrauchen texanus (razorback sucker), 3865 nucleotides long. RefSeq names its product CREB-regulated transcription coactivator 1-like. Gene Ontology annotation, biological process: positive regulation of transcription by RNA polymerase II; protein homotetramerization. The record is from RefSeq and is a predicted model, not a curated record. The transcript is spliced from 13 exons. Lineage: Eukaryota; Metazoa; Chordata; Actinopteri; Cypriniformes; Catostomidae. Gene Ontology annotation, molecular function: cAMP response element binding protein binding. The coding region runs from base 14 to 1630 and encodes 538 amino acids. Gene Ontology annotation, cellular component: nucleus; cytoplasm.